Cariama cristata (Red-legged seriema) is the source of this 501-nucleotide messenger RNA. RefSeq names its product lectin, galactoside-binding, soluble, 3 (gene LGALS3). Gene Ontology annotation, cellular component: nucleus; immunological synapse. Gene Ontology annotation, molecular function: laminin binding; carbohydrate binding; IgE binding. NCBI's taxonomy places the organism in Eukaryota, Metazoa, Chordata, Aves, Cariamiformes, Cariamidae. The record is from RefSeq and is a predicted model, not a curated record. Gene Ontology annotation, biological process: negative regulation of endocytosis; negative regulation of extrinsic apoptotic signaling pathway; positive regulation of calcium ion import.
GUAUCAGACGAGGGUUUGUUCUGCGGUACCGGAGCUGUCGGCUCUGCCUGGCAGGAGCACCUGGAGCAUUCCCUGGAGCGCCAGCAGGACCAGGGCCGUAUCCUGCCCCAGGACAACCGCCAAGUGGCCCUGGACUUGGGCCCUCUCCUCUACAGGGGGGACCGGCUCCUCCGAUGGCCCAGGCUCCAGCAUUUGGCUUUUGAUGUGCUUUUUUUGCUAACACCAAAUCCCUGUUUUCUCCAGAAAGUCCCCUUUGAGAUGUCCCUGCAGGCAGGACUCAUCCCUCGGCUGCUCAUAACCAUCACGGGGACCGUCAACCCCAACCCAACCAGGUUUUCACUGGAUUUCAAGAAAGGGAAUGACAUCGCCUUCCACUUUAAUCCCCGCUUUAAGGAAGACAACAGGAAAGUCAUCGUUUGCAAUUCAAUGUUCCAGAAUAGCUGGGGAAAGGAGGAGAGGACAGCUCCUAGGUUUCCAUUUGAAGCUGGAAAACCCUUCAAG